AGCAGCAGCGGAAUCAGAAAUGAGAGUGGAAAGGAAGGGGCAAUAAACAAUAAAGGAAAGAAAACCCAUCAUGAUAUGAUUGAUAAUAAAGCAAAGCAAGAAGCAGUGGCACCAACUUUUCCCCAUUCAACCAAAACGUGCUUUUUUUUUUUUAAUAAUAAGUUUGUUUGAAAAUGAUUUCAUUUCAUGGCUUUUACCCUGUCUUUAAUCUUUUGGAUAAAGGAGCCUCAAAAACAUACACACACUGCACAGGUCAAAAUGCUCCUCAGUCUCACUCAUUCAUCACCACCACACAGUCCAUGGCCGCCAACAAAAACAACGUCAAACCGACAACAACCUCAAUAACAACGACCAGACCAAACCAAACAUUUCCCUCUUCUCUUCUCUUCUCUCUCAAACCAUGUUACUAGUGCCUUUCAUUUCCCUCCUCUUCUCAACGCAUUAUAUAUUUAUUCACCGACCUCGGUUUUCGUGCUGCGUUUUCUGCUUUUCAUAAAACCCCAUUUCUUUUCUCUCUAUCUCUAAGCCAAAGCUCGAAGCUUUUCGCCAUUUGAGAUCUGGGGGUGGAGCUUUUUCCCUUUUCUGGGUUGCUUGCAGCAUUUUCGCCGUUAGAGUUAAGAGACACCAAAAUAUGGGAAGCAAGUGGAAGAAAGCCAAGGUGGCGCUCGGUCUCAACCUCUGCAUGUUCGUUCCCAGAACCUUAGACGACGAUUCGCCGCCGCACACGGUGGUUUCCGAGCGCCUCUCCGACGCCACUCUCCUCUCUCCGGCCAACUGGAGCACCAGCUCUUCCCGCCCAACCACACCGGUUUCCUCUUUUCACGGUUUGAAACUCUCCAAAAGUAGCAGCAAAUCAUCCAAGCAAACCUGCUCAAUAUGCUUAACCAAAAUGAAGCAAGGAUCUGGCCAUGCUAUAUUCACUGCAGAAUGUUCACAUUCAUUCCAUUUCCAGUGCAUUGCUUCAAAUGUGAAACAUGGAAACCAAAUAUGUCCAGUGUGCAGAGCAAAGUGGAAAGAAAUACCCUUGUCAGGUCCCAGUUUGGAUCCUAUCCAGGGAAGAGUUUCACCUAGUCCAGUAAAUUGGCCCCAAAAUGAUGCUUUGAUGGCAGUGGUCCACCGUGUGCCUCUACCUCUACCUCAUCCUCACCGAGAUUUGAAUAGGAGGCAUGUUGUGCCACUUUAUCAGGCUUCUGAGCCAGGCAUAUUUGACGAUGAUGAAUCCUUAAAUCAUCAACAUGCAUUUUCUGAGAGAAGCACUUGUAAUAAGAGUACUGAAGAUACUGAUGCUGCUGGAGCAAUGGAGAUUAAAACGUUCCCGGAAGUAUCUGCUGCUCCAGGAUCCAAGACUUAUUCUAACUUCACGGUUUUGGUUCAUCUCAAAGCUACUGCUGCCGCCACAGCAGCUGCAGCAAAAAGACAAAACCUUAGUAGAAACCAGACUAACUUGGCGCAGAUUUCUCAGACUCCACGUGCCCCUGUCGACUUGGUCACAGUGCUUGAUGUCAGUGGUAGCAUGGCUGGAACUAAGCUUGCACUACUAAAAAGAGCUAUGGGAUUUGUCAUACAGAACCUAGGUUCUAAUGACCGGCUCUCUGUUAUUGCUUUUUCUUCCACAGCUCGCCGCCUCUUUCCCUUGUGCAGAAUGACUGAUUCUGGGCGGCAGAAGGCAUUACAAGCUGUUAAUUCUUUGGUUGCAAAUGGUGGUACCAAUAUCGCGGAAGGGCUGAGAAAAUGUGCCAAGAUAAUGGAAGAUCGAAAGGAAAAGAAUCCAGUUGCCAGUAUUAUACUGUUGUCCGAUGGUCAAGAUAAUUACACUGUCAAUGGCUCUGGAACCAGCCAACCCCAACCAAAUUACCAGUUUCUUCUGCCCACUUCUAUCAGUGGUGGUGAUAAUUCAGGAUUUCAAAUUCCUGUGCAUGCUUUUGGAUUCGGUGCCGAUCAUGAUGCUUCACUAAUGCACUCAAUUUCAGAGACUUCUGGUGGCACAUUUUCUUUCAUUGAGACUGAAGCUGUAUUACAGGAUGCGUUUGCACAAUGCAUUGGAGGACUUCUGAGUGUUGUUGUUCAGGAGCUGCAAGUGGGAAUUGAGUGCACACACCCAAAUCUCAAUCUUGUCUCACUCAAAGCAGGAAGUUACCCUAGCCAUUUGAUGGCCGAUGGAUGCAAAGGAUUGAUUGAUGUUGGAGACCUGUAUGCUGAUGAAGAGAGGGAUUUUCUAGUUUCAGUUAAUGUCCCAGCUACAUCCGGUAAUGAAACAUCAUUGAUAAAGGUCAAAUGUGUGUACAAGGAUCCCUUUACUCAGGAAACAACAACAUUGGAAAGUGAGGAAGUUAAGAUUGAGCGGACUGAAAAUGUGGGGCAGGUUGUAAUGUCACUUGAAGUGGACAGACAGCGCAGCAGGCUCCAAGCGGCUGAGGCAAUGGCCCAGGCGUGCAGUGCAGCUGAACAGGGAGACCUAAGUGGAGCAGUACUUAUCCUUGAGAACUGUAGAAAGAUGCUUUCAGAGACUGUUUCGGCCAAAUCUCAUGACCGCCUUUGUGUUGCAUUGGAUGCUGAACUCAAGGAAAUGCAAGAGCGGAUGGCAAGUAGGCAUGUGUAUGAAGCAUCUGGGAGAGCAUAUAUUCUUUCUGGAUUGAGUUCACACUCAUGGCAAAGAGCAACAGCAAGAGGUGAUUCCACUGAUAGGUCAAGUCUUGUUCAGGCAUAUCAAACACCAUCGAUGGCUGAGAUGCUUACUCGAUCUCAGGCCAUGUUACUAGGUAGUCCAUCAGGGCAGAGGCUUCUCCAGCCACUGGUGUCAUACAGACCACAACCAUGCCCAAGGUGAUCCAACAGAGAUUUUGUGAAAACCAUCUAAAAAUUAAGCCCUUCCACUGAUUUGCCUUUUUGGCUUAUAAAAUAUGUGGGGGAGGGUGGUAGUAAACGGGAGUCAUAAACAGAAGAUUUCUUUGAGCUUUGAUUUUGAUGUUUAAUGUGUAAAAAUGAAUAAGAAGUCGAGGAAAGGGUGGAGGGUUACUUAAAACCAAUGGAGGGCAGUAGAUAGGAAUUUACCACAUUAUGUUUCUUCUAUUUUGUGGGGUUUAAGGUUUUUCUUUUGGCUUCACUUUUCUUUCCUCUAAUUAUGCCGUUUUUUUGGGGGGGUGGUGUACAUACAGAAGAAUGCCUUUGUUUUUUUUCUGGGACACCUGGGUAUAAAGUUUGUAGCUGCGCAAAUGAUUGGUUGGGAUUAUCUCAUCAGUAAUAUAUAUAUGUUUUCAAUUAUUUCA
Messenger RNA from Glycine soja, 3266 nucleotides. Its product is annotated as E3 ubiquitin-protein ligase WAV3-like. The transcript is spliced from 2 exons. The coding region runs from base 632 to 2827 and encodes 731 amino acids. NCBI's taxonomy places the organism in Eukaryota, Viridiplantae, Streptophyta, Magnoliopsida, Fabales, Fabaceae. The record is from RefSeq and is a predicted model, not a curated record.